Staurois parvus is the source of this 429-nucleotide messenger RNA. The record is from the annotation of a GenBank genome assembly. Lineage: Eukaryota; Metazoa; Chordata; Amphibia; Anura; Ranidae.
CAGAUAUAGUGAAUGCGGGGUCCUGGGAGACCAGAUAUAGUAAAUGCAGGGUCCGGGGGUCCGGGGAGAGCGGAUAUAGUGAAUGCAGGGUUCGCGGAGACCGGAUAUAGUGAAUGCAGGGUCUGGGAGACUGGAUAUAGUGAAUGCAGGGUCCGGGAGACUGGAUAUAGUGAAUGCAGGGCCUGUGGAGACCGGAUAUAGUGAAUGCAGGGUCCGGGGAGACCGGAUAUAGUGAAUGCAGGGUCUGGGAGACUGGAUAUAGUGAAUGCAGGGUCCGGGGAGACUGGAUAUAGUGAAUGCAGGGUCCGGGGAGACCGGAUAUAGUGAAUGCAGGGUCCGGGAGACCGGAUUUAGUGAAUGCAGGGUCCGGGGAGAGCGGAUAUAGUGAAUGCAGGGUCCGGGGAGUGCUGAAAAACAUGGCAAAAUGCG